GGUUGCAUGAGUGUCCAAUGCUAAUGAUAGAAAUAGAUAAAAAUGAGAAAAAGAUCGAAAGAGUUUGGAAGAGGGGCCGCUCCAGGCUUCUCGUUGAAGAUUUCAAGAAUCUUGUUGCAGAAGGACGAAUUUCGUAAUAUUAGUGGCGUUCAAUAAACAGAGUUGUGCGCUCGAGGACACGGAGAGCAUCCUCAAUCCCUUCUCGUUGGAAAGAAAAUGGAGGCCGGACAAUGCUCUGGAUCGAAGGAAGUGGACCGGCCAUGGGCCAAAUUAGUGCCAAGGGAUGUCAGGUAUCAAGAAAUUAAAAUCAUGUCAGCAGAAGAGGUUAUAUGCUCUCAAGUUACGGAUUCAUCGCUAGAUGCUCUUGAGUGGUGCGCCAUUGUACGCGAUGGAAAUGGUUCCGCGGUAAUUAAAAACCUGAGCUCAACAGCAAUCUUAGUUGAUGGAAAUCUUGUACAAGAAGACUUGGUGGCUUUGAAAAACGGAAGUGAAAUCGUUGCGGGACCUAAUAGAGACGGAUACAUGAGUUAUGUCUUUCAAGAAGGACAUGCCUUCUGCCAAGAAGCCAAGGGUUUAAAGAUCUCAUUAGAUGCUGAGCAUGCAAAAUGCAGCAUAUGCCUGAACAUAUGGCAUGAUGUUGUUAGCGUUUCUCCCUGUCUUCACAAUUUCUGCAAUGGAUGCUUUUCAGAGUGGUUAAGAAAAUCGUCAACCAAGCCUGGUGGUAGGCAUCAAAGUAUUGUUUGUCCUCAAUGCAGAGCUGUUGUACAUUCUGUUGGAAGGAAUCACUUUUUGCAUAAUAUCGAGGAGGCUAUAUUACAAGCUUCUUCCUCCCUAAAACGUUCUGAUGAGGAACUUGCGCUGGCUGAUACACAAGCUUCAAUUAUAUCAAAUAUUUUGUUGGGGAUCCCAAAAAAACCUUCAAGAAAGAGAAAUUUUGCAGUAGCAAACGAUGAUGGUGGUAGGGUGGAUUUUCCUUGUCCUCAAUGUGGCACUGAACUUGAAGGAUUCAAAUGUAGCCAAACCACGUCUCACUUGCAAUGCCAUAGAUGUAGCGGAAGGAUGCCAUCUAGGCCUGAUAUUGGUGUACCACAACACUGCCUGGGCUGUAAUAGAGCAUUUUGUGGGGCUUACUGGCUGUCUCAGGGGAUGGAUUGGAAUGAGUUUAAUAUAAUUUGCAAUCCAGAAACACUCAAGCCUAUUUCGGAGCGCUACACUGCAAGAAUUCCAGGUUCAGUCCACCAGAAUAAUCAGUAUGAAAUAGAUGUAACAGAAAGGUGUAUAAAUGAAACUGGAAAGACAUUACAGGCCGUGCUUUCUGAAUGGUUUGCAAAAUUCAUCAACAAAGAAAUUGAUAUGUCAAAUUUACAGUUGAAUCAUCCGGAAGCUAUAACUGCUAAGACACCUCUUUGCAACGGUUGUUAUGAAAAAUUGGUGGAUUAUCUGCUUUACUGGUUCCGAAUAACACUGCCUCCUCAUCUUUACCCACCUGAUUUAGCUGGAAGGGAGAACUGCUGGUAUGGUUAUGGCUGUCGCACACAGCAUCACAACAGUGAACAUGCAAGGAAGAAAAACCAUGUUUGUCGGCAGACAAAAGGAAUACAUACAUAAUCAUGAAAUUGGUAGGAGCUUGUUUGGAUCUUUAGCUUAAUUCAACUAUUUUCCGUUAGUUUCCUACAAAACCUUCUUCUCCAUGUAUUACUGAGUGCUAUCUGAACUACUAUUUAUAAUUCAUGCAAAAAAUUUUUUGCUCAACUUUUAGCCAAUUAGUAUACUUCAUUGAUCUUGAUUGCUGUCCAGGUUUUCCAUUUGUAUAUUGAGAUGAUUGUCAAUAUUUAUACCUAAUACUCGCAAUAUGUAUCUCAAUGUUUCCAAUGCAGAAUUCAUUGUUAUUUCUUGAAAUGAAAGAACAAUCAAUGUAGUAUUUCAAUGUUUGAACUGUA
Messenger RNA from Dendrobium catenatum, 1940 nucleotides. RefSeq names its product E3 ubiquitin-protein ligase CHFR. Gene Ontology annotation, biological process: protein ubiquitination; ubiquitin-dependent protein catabolic process; mitotic cell cycle checkpoint signaling. Lineage: Eukaryota; Viridiplantae; Streptophyta; Magnoliopsida; Asparagales; Orchidaceae. The transcript has 15 exons. Gene Ontology annotation, molecular function: ubiquitin-protein transferase activity; metal ion binding. Bases 217 to 1608 code for a protein of 463 amino acids. The record is from RefSeq and is a predicted model, not a curated record. Gene Ontology annotation, cellular component: nucleus.